AUGGCUUCUCUUUUCGCCACAAGCAACCCUUCUUCGCAAUGGAUUGGAUUCCGGGGCACACGCAGCUUGGCUAACUCGUCGCAGCCGCCACCGUACAGCGCUGGUCCAGGCUUUCUCCAAAACGGCGCCACGGGCCUCCCCAAGCCUGGGGCAGCACCUCUCCUGCCGAACCAAGGCCGCGUCAUCCAGUCUGGUCCUAUAAGAGUUCUCUGCAUCGCAGAUGUUCGAGGAAACCUAAGAUCGCUCAACGAACUCGCCAAGCAGGCCCGCGCCGACCACAUCAUCCACACUGGUGAUUUUGGCUUCUACGACGACUCUUCGCUGGACCGAAUCGUAGAGAAGACCCUGAAGCAUGUGGCUCAAUACUCGCCCCUCAUCUCUGAACCUGUCAAGAAGGCCAUUCAACAAGGGGGGAACGGCUCAGUCAAGAGCCGAUUCCACCCCAACGAUCUCCCUCUGUCGGAACUGCCGCUCUUGCUCAGCGGGCAGCUGAAGCUCGACGUGCCCGUCUAUACUGUCUGGGGUGCGUGCGAGGACGUGCGGGUGUUGGAGAAGUUUAGAUCCUCCGAGUACAAGGUGCACAAUCUGCACAUCAUCGAUGAAGCUCGCUCCAUGCUCCUCGAGGUUGGCGGCGUCAAGCUCAGGCUGCUUGGCCUUGGUGGCGCCGUGGUCAUGCACAAGCUCUUCGACAAUGGCGAGGGCCGCACCACCAUCGCUGGAGGACAGGGCACCAUGUGGACUACCCUAUUGCAGAUGGGAGAGUUGGUCGACACGGCGCAUCGAGUCUACGACCCCACCGAGACCCGCAUCUUCAUCACGCACGCGUCCCCCGCGCGCGAGGGCAUCUUGAACCAGCUUUCGGUCACACUCAAGGCCGACUUCUCCAUCUCGGCUGGUCUUCACUUCCGAUACGGGAGCUCCUACAACGAGUUCAGCGUUAACCCGACUCUGGACCACUACCGUGGGAAGCUUGCCGCGUCCAAGGCAUCUUUCAACGACGUUUGGGAAACGGUCAAAGGUGAGGUCGAGCCUGCCAUCCAGCAGAACGAGGCCCAGCAGAACCUCCUCAAGAACGCGCUGCAGAUUGUUGAGAAGAUGCCCACCACGGCCGCCGGCGGAAAUCCUUUCGGCGGACCUGUUGCCGGGCAGGCUGCCCUUGGCCAAGUGGACGAGAGUGCUUUCAAGAAUAUGUGGAACUUCAACUUGGCCGAUGCUGCGUUUGGCUACCUUGUUUUGGAGGUCCAGGACGGCCGCAUUGGCACCGAAAUGCGCGCCCAAGGGUUCAACUUCUCGCAUCGCGGAGCAAAGCAGCAACCGGGCGCCAUGGCUGCCCCUCCUUCGGCAUCUACCGGCGGCCAACCCUCUUUGGCGCCGACCUCGACGCCGUCCAACGCUCCGCAGUCCGGUCGACAGCCGUCUUCGUACCAGCCGCCCAAGGCAUCGGCUGCCCCGCCGGCAUCCGGCUCGACGAAGCCGGCUACGCCCAGGCCUAGCCAGGGCCCCGACAACGGCGGCGCCGUCGGCAAAGACCCUGAGAAGACGCCGGCGGCCGCCAACGGAUCCGCCAACGGUCCUGAGCCUUCCGCCUCUCCUGCCCCCAAGUCCAACAACUCCGACGUCAUUGGCUUGUUCGUUAUGAACCUCGGCGGCGGCGAGGACCAGUGCCGGGACAUGUUUGCUGAGGAGGACAGGAGCAAAAUUGUCAAGGUGGAGAAAUGGGGCGUCCAGAACAAAGUUGUACAGUUCAAGACGCCCGAAGACCGAGACGCGGCCUUUGCUCGCCUGCCUGACGAUGUCAAGACGAGAGCCCAGGAAGACCGAUCCAAGCCUCUGGUCAAGGUCUUUCAGCCUCGUGAGGGCAAAUCCUACAACAACCGCGGCGGCGCUGGCAAUUGGGGAGGAAGCGCGCGCGGAGUCAGCUCCGCCAGUGGAUACCGCAGUGCCGGGGGCGCCAGCGAUUCAGAAAGCAACAGGCGCGGCGGUCGGGGCGGACGAGGGGGCCGCGGGGGCGAUAGAGGCCGCGGCGGCCGUGGUCGCGGGGGCACGAAGGGCGAUGCGGGCACGCCUUCACCCGCGCCAGCAUCGUCUACACCCGCUGCGGAAUGA
Messenger RNA from Hirsutella rhossiliensis, 2106 nucleotides. RefSeq names its product Ser/Thr protein phosphatase. The record is from RefSeq and is a predicted model, not a curated record. Bases 1 to 2106 code for a protein of 701 amino acids. The transcript has 2 exons. NCBI's taxonomy places the organism in Eukaryota, Fungi, Ascomycota, Sordariomycetes, Hypocreales, Ophiocordycipitaceae.